GCUGCCGCUGUCUGCUCCCGGCCAGUGGCACCAGUGCCUCCCUCCUCUCAGCUCGCCCCCAGCUUCCCCUCCUCUCCCCGUCGCUUUUGUCUGGAGGGUGUUAUGGGCUUGUGUGUGUGUGAGCGUAUGUGUUUUUGGAUUUCAGACUAAUUUUCUGGAGUUUCUGCCCCUGCUCUGCGUCAGCCCUCACGUCACUUCGGCAGCAGUAGCAGAGGCGGCGGCGGCGGCGGCUCCCGGAAUUGGGUUGGAGCAGGAGCCGGGCUCGCAGGCUCUCGCGCUCUCCGCGCUCAGUCCGGCUGCCGCAGGAGCCUGGAGCUGGCGCCGCCGGCUGUGGGGUAGGCGCCGAGCCCGGCCCCGAGGUGCGUCCCGGAUCCCCGAGAGCUGCCCGCGAGAAGCCUGUGCCCCGGAGAGCGCGGGGAGCGGCGCGGGCGGGAGCGGGGCGCUCAGGGCCAUGCAGCGGCGAAGCUCGGAGCAGCGGUAGCGCCCCCUGUGAGCCGCCAGGAGAUGCCCCGGCCACUGUGAGCCGCGCGCCGGCUGGGCUUGGACACGCUCCGCCGCCGCAGACACAGUCCACUCCACGCACCGGUGACCCAGCACACGCAGCGCAAGACACACCGGGGCGGCGUAGGGACACGUCCUCUGGCUGACUGGGGCUGGCACUGACAGCUGGGGAUGUCGUCCUGGACGAGGUGGCAUGGACCUGCCAUGGCGCGGCUCUGGGGCUUCUGCUUGCUAGUUGUGGGCUUCUGGAGGGCAGCUCUCGCCUGCCCCACGUCCUGCAAAUGCACUGUCUCCCGGAUCUGGUGCACUAACCCUUCUCCUGGCAUCGUGGCAUUUCCGAGGUUGGAUAUCGAUGAUUCAGACCCUGAGAACAUCACCGAAAUUUACAUCGCAAAUCAGAAAAGGUUAGAAAUCAUCAAUGAAGAUGAUGUUGAAGAUUACAUGGGGCUGAGAAAUCUGACAAUUGUGGAUUCUGGAUUAAAAUUUGUGGCUCAUAGAGCAUUUCUGAGAAACACUGAUUUACAACACAUCAAUUUUACCCGAAAUAAACUGACAAAUUUACCGAGGAAACAUUUCCGUCACCUUGACUUGUCUGAACUGAUCGUGGCAGGCAACCCAUUUACAUGCUCCUGUGAAAUUAUGUGGAUCAAGACUCUUCAGGAAACUAAAGCCAACCCAGAAACUCAGGAUUUAUACUGCCUAAAUGAAAACAGCAAGAAUAUUCCCCUGAUGAGCCUGCAGAUACCCCACUGUGGUAUGCCAUCAGCAAGUUUGGCUGCGCCUAACCUUACUGUGGAGGAAGGAAAGUCUGUCACCUUGUCUUGUAGUGUUGCAGGCGAUCCAUUUCCAAAUUUGUACUGGGAUGUUGGUAAUCUGGUUUCCAAACACAUGAAUGAAACAAGCCACACAAAGAGCAUCUUAAGGAUAACUAACAUUUCAUCUGAUGACAGUGGAAAGCAAAUCUCUUGUGUGGCAGAAAAUCUUGUAGGAGAAGAUCAAGAGUCUGUCAACCUCACUGUACAUUUUGCUCCAACUAUCACAUUUCUCGAAUCUCCAACCUCAGACCAUCAUUGGUGCAUUCCAUUCACUGUGAAAGGCAACCCCAAGCCAGCGCUUCAGUGGUUCUAUAAUGGGGCAAUAUUGAAUGAGUCCAAAUACAUCUGUACUAAAAUCCAUGUUACCAAUCACACGGAAUACCAUGGCUGCCUCCAGCUGGAUAAUCCCACUCACAUGAACAAUGGAGACUACAAGCUAGUAGCCAAGAAUGAGUAUGGAAAGGAUGAGAAACAGAUUUCUGCUCAUUUCAUGGGCUGGCCUGGUGCAAGCAUAAAUUAUCCUGAUGUAAUUUAUGAAGAUGAUUAUGGCACUGCAGCAAAUGACAUCGGGGACACCACGAAUAGAAGUAGUGAGAUCCCUACCACAGGCAUUGCUGACAAAGCAGGUCGUGAACACCUCUCGGUCUAUGCUGUGGUGGUAAUUGCAUCUGUGGUGGGAUUCUGUCUGCUUGUAAUGCUGUUUCUGCUGAAGCUGGCAAGACAUUCCAAGUUUGGCAUGAAAGGCCCAGCUUCAGUUAUCAGCAAUGAUGAUGACUCUGCCAGCCCACUUCACCAUAUCUCUAAUGGAAGUAACACCCCAUCAUCUUCGGAGGGUGGUCCUGAUGCUGUCAUUAUUGGAAUGACCAAGAUCCCUGUUAUUGAAAAUCCCCAAUACUUUGGCAUUACCAACAGUCAACUCAAGCCAGACACGUUUGUCCAGCACAUCAAGCGACAUAACAUUGUUCUGAAGAGGGAGCUAGGUGAAGGAGCCUUUGGGAAAGUCUUCCUAGCAGAGUGCUAUAACCUCUGUCCAGAGCAGGACAAGAUCUUGGUGGCAGUGAAGACACUGAAGGAUGCCAGUGACAAUGCACGCAAGGACUUUCACCGAGAGGCCGAGCUACUGACCAACCUCCAGCAUGAGCACAUUGUCAAGUUCUAUGGCGUUUGUGUGGAAGGGGACCCGCUCAUCAUGGUCUUUGAGUAUAUGAAGCAUGGGGACCUCAACAAGUUCCUCAGGGCGCACGGACCUGACGCUGUGCUGAUGGCCGAAGGCAACCCGCCCACCGAGCUGACCCAGUCUCAGAUGCUGCACAUCGCCCAGCAGAUCGCCGCGGGCAUGGUCUACCUGGCAUCCCAGCACUUCGUGCACCGAGACCUGGCGACCCGGAACUGCCUGGUUGGCGAGAACCUUCUGGUAAAAAUCGGGGACUUCGGCAUGUCCCGGGACGUGUACAGCACUGACUACUACAGAGUCGGAGGCCAUACAAUGCUGCCCAUUCGCUGGAUGCCUCCAGAGAGCAUCAUGUACAGGAAGUUCACCACCGAGAGUGACGUCUGGAGCCUGGGGGUCGUGUUGUGGGAGAUCUUCACAUAUGGCAAACAGCCUUGGUACCAGCUGUCAAACAAUGAGGUGAUAGAAUGCAUCACUCAGGGCCGAGUCUUGCAGCGACCUCGUACGUGCCCCCAGGAGGUUUAUGAGCUGAUGCUGGGAUGCUGGCAGCGGGAGCCACACAUGAGGAAGAACAUCAAGGGCAUCCACACCCUCCUUCAGAACUUGGCCAAGGCAUCUCCGGUCUACCUGGAUAUUCUAGGCUAGGACCCUUGCACCCCAGACCAAUCCUUCCCAAAGCACCUCCUCAGAUAGCCGAAAGGAUGAAAGUCUUAUAACUGCCGCCGGAUGCCACCAAUCUGCUGUUCUUCACACUGAUGGUAUUAACAGCAAAGACACUGAGAAGUUUUCAGAGGGAAGCAAUGUGUACUUCUCUAUCCGUAGAUACAGUGUGGCUUUCUUUUUUGGCAUUCUCUCUCUCUUUCCAUCUCCCUCGGCUUCUUACUUUGUUUUUGUCUUUUUUUUCUUUCUGGGUUUGGUUUGCUUUGGAUUUUGAGUCUUUCUGCUUCACAGUCCCAGUCCUUCCUUCCUUCCUUCCUUCCUUCCUUCCUUCCUUUCUUUCUUUCUUUCUUUCUUUCUUUCUUUCUUUCUUUCUUUCUUUCUUUCUUUUUUGAACCAAUCCAGCUUCUGCAUUACUAUUAACUCUGCAUAGACAAAGGCCUUAACAAACCUAAUUUGUUAUAUCAGCAGACUCUCCAGUUUGCCCACCACAACUAACAAUGCCUUGUUGUAUUCCUGCCUUUGAUGUGGAUGAAAAAAAGGGAAAACCAACAUUUGACUUAAACUUUGUCACUUCUGCUGUACAGACAUUGAGAGUUUCUAUGGAUUCACUUCUAUUUAUUUAUUCUUAUUGCUGUUUUUCUUGUUUUUGGAUGGCUUCAGCCUGGGUGUGAAGAAGGAAAACUUUGUGUGCAAUCUGGAAAGCCUUUAUGCAUGGGAGAUUAAGCCAGAGAGAAAGAAGAUGUGUCAUAAACCACACUAUGGGAGGAACAAAGACAACCAUUGGGAUCAGCUGGUGUCAGUCCUUACUUAGGAAAACCCCAGCGUCUGUCAGCUGGGAGGAAUGUAUUCGGCACCUUCCCAAGAGGACCUUUCUGAGGAGUUAAAAAACAAACAAACAACAACAACAACAAAAACCAGACUGUUGAACUCUGUGCCAUGGACUAUUCUCUUCCCAACACCAGAAACACUGGAAUCUAGUAAAGAGAAAAGGCGGCUUCAGUGACAUAAGAUGGCGCAUCACAGACCUGCCUCAGUCUUGUCUUGCUUUGCAGGUUGUGGUGAUAGUACUAAUGCGUUUUCCAAGCAUUAUUCACUGAGUCAUUGUCAAGGUCAGGUGGAUUCAUGUGCGGAGAGCAAUUCAGAGUCAGGUGGGAAAGCCGAGGACUAGAAAAAGUAUUAACUAUAGAUUCGGAGGGAAGUUUCUCUUAAUAUCAAAAUUUUCAGCGAGCACCUCCCUCUGGCCCCUUCCCUCCAUUCAGCCCAUCCUUUUAACUGUGCAAGCAAAAUUAUGCAUGGUCUUUGUCGACUUAAUAACUUAUGUGCAGAAACUACCACUCCAGACAUCGUGCCCCUGAUAGCUAGAGCAGACUUGAAAAAGGCCUAACUAACAUUUAUUAUUAGGAGAAGAAGCUAAUGGAGCUCAUUAGCUGAGUAUAAAUGUCAUGGGGUUGUUUGGUGGUGAUUGGUUUGUAUUGAAUAUGGACCCUGAAGCCUGGAUGGCCUCAUCCACAUGGAACCCACUGUAUGACUGUGGGAAGGGCAGUCUCUCUCCCAAAGGGGAAGGAAGCCUCCCCGUGGGUGGGCCUUUAAUGCUUUGAUAUGCAGUGUACACAGACCAAGACUGUGCUCUGCCUCUGGUUGGGAGAGUGGUUUCAUCCCAAGUGUACUCCGUUGUCAGAAUUUUUCUUUCUUUCUUUCUCUCUUUCUUUCUCUCCUUCUUUUUGUUAUUUUGUUUGUUUCCUUCACUCCAUUCAAAGAAGUAAAAAGGGGAGAAGUGGGCACAGCAUGCCAUUAGGAGAUUAUGUUCACACCAAGCUUUGGAGAUGUGCUUCUGGGCAUAGUCCUGGUUAUUGUGAAAAGAGGUUAUAAAUUUAAAUCGAAAUUUGCAGCUAUUUGGAUGAUCAGUUAUACCAAGGAAGAAAAGUAUUUCUGUUCCUCAAGAGAACUUGCUACCCUCUGUGAGGGGAAUAUUGCUAACUUGACAUCUUUAUCACAUGAGCCAGAUUGAUAAGGAGUGACUUUAGUUCACCAUAGGUCAUUUAUAUUCAUAUUUAUUUCUGAAGGUGCAAUCAAUCCCCUGUUUAGAGUUUUGCUUGUGCCCUUAAUUACCUUGUUUUCUAUUAUUAGGCUUUGGAAACCAGUUCUCAAAAAAAAAAUGUGUUGAUUCACAGAGAACAAAAAGAGGUACAAUAAUAUGAGGUCAAGAGAAGGGGAAGUGGCCAAGACAAGCCCUGUAAUUCCUUCAUGUUCUGUGCGUUGCCUAGGAAACAGAGGGGUUAAGUGGUUUGUCCUCUUUGCUAGUGAAAAAAACAACCCCUCCAGAAUAUACAUAAUAAUAUAACGAAAGCCAUAUCUCCAUGAUAUAUAUGCACUUGCACGUAUAUAUCCUAUUAAGGACCCACGGUACUGUUAACACUGUGGCAUUCUGAAGCCAGAAAGAAGGGGGCAGAUUUGUACAAAACUUUUCUAGAUUCCAUCAGCGAUGAGCCCAAAAGCCUAAGGGAUCAAAUUCAAAGAGGGCUGUGCAGUUCUAAAGCAGGGAUUUGUUGAAGGCACGUGACAAGAUGGGAGCACUCCACUCAUUCUAGUUUUGUGUUUUUUCCUCUGAAGGGAAAAAAAAAAUGUUGUUUUUACCUUCUGAUAAGUCCCUCCAGGUCUUGAAAUGAAAGGUUCUAUGCAAGUACAAAGUUUUAUAGUUAUUUAUAUUGAUGAUUCUUAUUUUUCUCUGUUGUCUCAAGAGUAUGUGCUGGUUUCAGAGAUGUCUUGCAUUGAAAAAGUACCCGAUGGAUUAUUUGUAAAAGGAGAUGAAUGAUCCACAGACUAUCCUAGAAUACUCACCAUGGUUCCUCCACCAUCCCCUCUUCUCAGACUCUCCUCAUUUUUAGAAAAGGGGCCUCCCCUUUCUAAACUGUAGUGGUCACAGAAUACAGCCUGCCAUCAAAUGUGUGUUAAAAGCUACAACAGGAGUAGUACUAAGCUUAAUCCUGUAGCCCUAACAUUUCUACUUGUCUGGUUGUCUUGUAGCUUCCCAAACACUUUUCACACAUGGUAGCCAAUUAUUCCCACUUCUUUCUAGGUGAAGAAUUCAAGACUUGGAGAAGUUCAACAGCAUGCUAAAAAAUAAAAAAUAAAGAUAAAUAAAUAAAUAAAAUAAUAAGAGAGAAAACAUCUCCAGGCUGGUUUCCUGGCACCACUGGGACUGAACCCUAAGUCCUCUGAGUCUAAAGUUCAUGAUUCUGUUCACAGAGACUCUAGUUAGAGAACACAGUGAGAUACAGGAGAUGACAAGAAGCUGAGAUAUCAUGAUAUAUAAUGCUCGUAGCUUCAGCUAAACCCUUGUGCACUGAACCAAUGUCAUCAUAGGGCUUAUUUAGGAAACUUUUUGGACUGUGCUAUAAAGGAUCAUAUCAGAAUUCAUAUUACAUGCUUACAUUCACAUCAGCGCUACCUGUGGUAUUUUCAUGUUAUUUAUAUGUGCAUUAUAAAUGCUUGAUUUAUACAUUUACAAACACGCACUCAUACUGUGUUUGUGUGUUUAUGUAUAAAUGUGUAGGCACACUGUUAUAAAGAUCAUUAUAAGUAGGGUGCAGUAGGAAUAAUUUGCUUAAAAUCUGCUAAAUAACCAAAACUUUAUAAUGUCAUGUUGCUGUUAGUGCCCCCAUUCUCCAUGUGGGUAGACUACGUCACACUUUCAACUCUAUGCAGCUCUGCAUGGGUGGAAGGCAUACUGAAGAUGAUGUGCUUGCCAAAACAACUGAAUCAAAGCCAUCCCACUACAUCAAGUCCUCUCUCUGGCUCCUUGCAAAGGAAAAUGCAUACUGAAAUAGAUCUCCUUAUGUAAAGGUCCAGUAAAAAGAAAAUUGUUUUUGAAAUCAUGUGCACGUUUGUAUGAGGCUCAUCUUGUCCUACUGUGACACCCCACACACACCCCUCACCCCACCCCCAUGUUCAGAGGCCAGGCAAUUCAGGAGAGAGCUGAAAUGUUGGGGAGUUUUGAAGAUGAGUGGUAGGAAGUCUAAGAUUCCACUAAAAGGUAAGUGAUUCUAAGGGAUCCUCACACAUGAGUGUGAAUCCAAGCAAGUGACAACAAGUGUAAACUGCUGUCCUUUGCAAAGACUCAAGAUAACAGGACAGGAGUUUUUAUUUUUUAUUUUCUUUCUUCGUUUUCUUCUCUUUGCUCUUCUCCCCUUUCUUCCUUCAUUCCUCUCCUGCUCUCUUCUUCCUGUCCUUCCUUCCUUUCGUUCUUUUUUUUUUCUUUUUCCAUUGGACCUUCUAUAAUGCUAGUGAUACUAGAUGAUACAGCUACUCAAAUAUAUGUAUACCACAUACCCUCAAUUCUGCUGCUCUCCUCCCACUUGAGAACUUUAACUUUCCGUGUUGAGUUUGGUCCGUCCCUAUUAACAUUGCAUCAGAUGAUAACCAGUGGGAUAACCAGUGACCUCUCUGCCCAAACAGCUGACCAGUAAACAUGCUUUAGGAAUGCAGAUACUUGGAGGUUCUGAUAGUAAGUGCUUUUUAUUCUAAGGAAUUCAGGGUGGGAUGGAUUUGUAGCUUAUAUAGAGUACACGACGAUUGUCAGGGCUGGAAUGAAUCACUGAGACUCAAGGCAAAGUUUCUCAAAUACUCUUAGUUUUUGCAUUUCCCCCUUCUUUACCUUUAUCCUUUAUUUAUUUAUUUAUUUAUUUGUAUGUAUAUAUAGAAAUAGAUAUCUUUUGCUCCAUUUAUUAUGAACACAAAGUAAAGCAAAAAAUAUAUUUGUCGUAUACAUGUUGCAGGCAAACACUGUGAAUUUCACAACAGCAACCAAGCAACUAUUUUGCCAUCUUAACUUACGUCUCAGGAGACGAAACGGGAAAAACAUGGGGAUGUCAUUUUUUAAAUUAAUUUAUUUAUUUUUAGUCUUUGCAUUCUAGGUCAGGUCCAUGUUUGUUUUCUUUCUUUGGUGUGUGUGCUAGUUAAAAUGAAUGUGAGUGAAGGUUGAUUGAAUGGUCAACGUAAUCAAAGUUGUUGUCAUCCACUUGUUCGAGCUGGGGGGAAAAAAAGGUGGGAGAAAAUGAAAGGAGAUGUAAAGACAGGCCUACAUCUUGCAGCUUGUAUAUCUUACUAUUGCUUUAAAAAAUGCAUACAACAGCGGAAAGUGUUUUAAAUACAAGGUCUUUCAGUUAAAUGUGGAUUUUUAAAUACGUAAACCCUUGACAAAAAAAAAAAUCAUAUAUGGUGAAAUACUGCUCCUUGCACUCACUGAUCAUUACCUAUCACUUACAAAUCUGCCUAGAGAUGUGGCCAUUCUCUGCAUUUGCUUCUGAUACAUGGAGAGAUGUUUGUACAUAUCCGGGCCGUAUACUUACACAUAUUUCAAUAUCUCUCUGAAGAUAUAUUGCCCCUUAAAUUGUGACCUGGUAUUUGGAACUCUCUACCAUUCUAUUUGCUUUCUCUUCCUUUUAAUGUGACGUCUCUGUGCUGAUACUUACCGGUUCUUGUUUUGCAAUGUUUUAAGGUCUAUUGCUUUACUAAGACCCUCUGCAUCUUGGCUGAUUUCAAAGUGACACCAGAAUAUCAGUGUUAAAAAAACAAAAACAAAAAAAAAAAGUUUUGUUUGUAAAUCAUGUGACCAGCUUCUCUCAACCUGACAUGGAAAGUCUCUUGUACUACAGUGUAUUUAAUAAAAAUGAUGUCUUAUAAUAAAUACAUCCUCAAAAAUGCAAGACUAAA
Molecule: messenger RNA, 8859 nt
Organism: Erinaceus europaeus (western European hedgehog)
Lineage: Eukaryota; Metazoa; Chordata; Mammalia; Eulipotyphla; Erinaceidae
Gene: NTRK2
Product: neurotrophic receptor tyrosine kinase 2
Exons: 18
Coding region: 673-3132 (819 amino acids)
Biological process (GO): trans-synaptic signaling by neuropeptide, modulating synaptic transmission; multicellular organism development; regulation of phosphatidylinositol 3-kinase/protein kinase B signal transduction
Cellular component (GO): axon; plasma membrane; signaling receptor complex
Molecular function (GO): brain-derived neurotrophic factor binding; ATP binding; brain-derived neurotrophic factor receptor activity
Source: RefSeq, a predicted model, not a curated record